This is a messenger RNA of Phyllopteryx taeniolatus (common seadragon), 3278 nucleotides long. It is a transcript of the gene col8a1a, whose product is annotated as collagen, type VIII, alpha 1a. The coding region runs from base 7 to 2232 and encodes 741 amino acids. Gene Ontology annotation, molecular function: protein binding. The transcript is spliced from 2 exons. NCBI's taxonomy places the organism in Eukaryota, Metazoa, Chordata, Actinopteri, Syngnathiformes, Syngnathidae. The record is from RefSeq and is a predicted model, not a curated record.
UUGGCUAUGCCGUCCCUUCGGUCCCCCCUCCCCCUGACCCUGCUGCAGCUCGUCGUACUUACGUGUGUAAGUGAUGGGAAGUACUAUGGACACAAUCAACACCCUCAAGCAUACCAGCAGCAGAUGCAAAUGCAGCACCUCCAACACAUGGGCAAUGAAGGCUACCCCCAGCAACAGUACAUCGGCGAAGAUGUGCCCUAUAUGCACUAUUCCCACUAUCGAAAGGAACUCCCACAGGUGCCCGUGGUGAAGGGCAAAGAGAAGGCUCGCAAAGGAGGUGGCUAUAAUGGAGGACAAGACAAAGGUCAGACAAUCCCAAGUGGUGCGGAGGGAAUUCCCCAAGGAGAACCUGGACUAGUUGGGCCACCUGGGCCUGAAGGACCUAUGGGUCCUCCUGGACCUCCAGGCAAUGGCCAACAAGGGCCAGCAGGGCUACCUGGACCUCCCGGUCAACCAGGGGUGCCUGGGAUGGGAAAACAAGGGUUGUCAGGACCACCAGGCAGACCAGGAGGAAUCGGUCAGCUCGGGCCACAAGGAGAAAUGGGCCCUAGGGGUGGACCGGGUCAGCCCGGACAACCAGGACGUCAGGGUCCACCAGGACCACCUGGGCUAGCUGGAAUAGGUAAACCAGGUGUCCAAGGACUGCCGGGCCAACCAGGGAUGAAAGGAGAGCCGGGUCACAAAGGACUGCCAGGACUUCCUGGAUUACAAGGACCCAAAGGCGAUAAGGGACUGGGACAGCCAGGGCUACCAGGUCACAAAGGUCUUCCAGGACCCCAAGGCCCUGUUGGACCAAGAGGACUGCCUGGUUUUGGAAAACCAGGUUUGAAUGGGAUGCCAGGCCCACAAGGACCUCCGGGAGAGAAGGGACAUCCAGGUCUAAAAGGACUAGGUGGGCCACCAGGUGAAGCAGGACUACCGGGCCCGCCAGGUCUGCCCGGGCAAGGAAAACCAGGUCAAAAUGGUCUGCCAGGGCAGCCAGGCAUGCAGGGUGGUAAAGGUCAUCCAGGACCACCUGGUUUGCCAGGAAAGCCAGGACUACCUGGUUUUGGUAAACCAGGCCUCCAAGGACCAAAGGGUGAUAAAGGUAUGAAUGGGCCACCUGGCCCCAUAGGACCAAAAGGAGAUAAAGGCCACGCAGGAUUACCUGGUAUGACCGGACCUGCUGGACCAAAUGGUCAACCGGGCCCACCAGGACCCAAGGGGCCAUCAGGGGGUGUAGGCUUACCAGGUCCAAGAGGAGAAUGUGGAGAAGGAGGACCUAAAGGGAUUGAUGGAAUUCGGGGUGACUCCGGUACACCUGGAUUACCUGGUACUGAUGGUUUGCCUGGAGAACGUGGAAGUCCAGGGCCGAAAGGUCCACAAGGACCAAGUGGUGCCAAAGGAGACAAUGGACAUAAAGGCCUUCCCGGUCCGCCAGGUCUGGCAGCACUUCCUGGGCCCAAAGGAGAAGGGGGAUUUCCUGGUGCAAUGGGACCUCAAGGUCCUAAAGGAAUCCCCGGUAUGGAUGGUGUAGCGGGCCCAAUCGGAUCACCUGGACUUCAAGGGCCAAAAGGAGAUUUCGGCCUUCCUGGUCCGCCAGGCAUCGCAGGUGAAGGCAUUCCAGGUCAUCCCGGUCCUAUCGGACCUCGGGGGAAAGAAGGCCCGUCGGGACCCCAAGGACAGAGCGGACCACCUGGCCUUCCUGGACCCCCUGGCCCACCAGGUCUGUCUCCGGACUUGGCUGGCGUGCUCUCUCAUAUGGGCCCUGGACUGGAUGGUGAGAAGGCUGGUGGCUACGGUAAAAAGGGCAAAUAUGGAGGAAAUGGAGCAGAAGUCAUGGGAGUCAGCGGGCUGGAAAUGCCAGCAUUCACAGCUAUAGCGUCGACUCCAUUCCCACCCGUGGGCACUCCGGUGGUGUUUGAGAAGCCUUUGUACAACGGUCGCCAAAACUACAACCCCGAAACGGGAAUUUUCACCUGCGAAGUCCCUGGCAUAUAUUACUUUGCCUACCACGUCCAUUGCAAAGGAGCCAAUGUGUGGGUGGCCCUGAUGAAGAACAAUGAGCCGCUGAUGUACACGUACGACGAAUACAAGAAGGGGUACUUAGAUCAAGCAUCGGGAAGUGCAGUCUUACCUUUACAACCGGGGGACACUGUGUACAUUCAGCUGCCCUCAGACCAGGCCGCAGGACUUUAUGCUGGGGAGUACGUGCACUCGUCUUUCUCUGGAUUUCUACUGUAUCCGUUGUAAGUGAAAAGUGAAGUGUUGCCAAAAAAAGUGGACUUUUCAGUGGAAAUCUGUUAACGUCAUCAAUGCAGAAGAGAAGUCAGUUUGGUUAUCACAAGGAAGUAGGAUGGUCUGUAUAUAAAACCCAUUUUACACCACAGAGCCAUGAGUCCAUGUGCAAUUUUAUAGCUAUAAAGGUAUAGAAUAACCUAUGAAAAGGUAUUCACACAAGACCUGAAUGACUUGUCGUACUGUAUGUCCUCAAAUUGUGGCCGAUUUGAAUAGACGCCGUGUCUCAAUUAGUUGUCAGGUGCGUCGCCAAUUUGAAGUUCGCCAAAACAGCAGCACCAACAGAGGGACGUCAAACAGUCUCUCGGGUAAAAGUGCCACAGUCUUGCUUGUUGUAAACAACUAUUCACGAGGAGCUUCCGGUAUGUGGAAAAAAAGAUGAACAUUCCAGUAGCGCUGACAUUUCGCUCCACAAUGUCGAGUGCGUCCAUGUGUACAUCCCCGGGAGCGAUGCGCCAUAUUUUAUCCACCCAGUCGGUUUGAUUUCUUUCUGCAUUUUCUUCAUUACGACAAAAAGGAUAUACAUUUAUGAAUACAUCGUUUGAUAUUUUUGUUCUAGAAAUUGCAUUUGUGCAAAUAAUAGACGACAUCUCCGCCCAUCUGCAGUCGAGUAGCCAAACGCUCCCGGCCACAAGAUGAAGAAAAAAAGGCUAGUUUUGAUAUAAUUUCAGCAAGCCAAGUGAAUGCAGUUUGUUUGUAAAUGACAAUGUGAGGGCAUGAAGGGAAAUUAUAAAAUAUGUAAUAGAAGAAAAAACUUGUUGCAAUAGGUUGUUUAACAAAAAAGAAGAAGAAAAGUGGCAGCUUCUCCAUGUGGCAAAGAAUGUAAAGUUCAGGAAAAAACAUGAAUAUAAUUUGAUAUUUUAUUUUUUUCCCCCUUCAUCCAUUCCUACAUGGGUAAAUACCGCCGUUGCCUUCAUCAAUCAUGGCAAUACAGAUCAGAGAUUUAUGUUGGUCAAGAUUCAAAAAAAAUAAAAAUAAAAAAAAAAUAAUAAUAAACUACA